Molecule: messenger RNA, 1862 nt
Organism: Cricetulus griseus (Chinese hamster)
Lineage: Eukaryota; Metazoa; Chordata; Mammalia; Rodentia; Cricetidae
Source: RefSeq, a predicted model, not a curated record
GUGGAGGCUAGGCUGGUCUCCUUCCUGGAAUGGGCCAGGAGGGAGGAGCAAGCGGAAGGAAGGAAGCCUGUGUGCAGCUAGCUGGCCCACCAGUCCAGGACACAACCUCUCCCAGUGGCCAGUUUGGACUCCCUGGGACUAGCCACAGCUGGGCAUGGCAGAAUCUGCACAGGUGCCAACACUGGUAUACCUAGUCACAGGUGGCUGUGGCUUCCUGGGGGAGCAUAUUGUUCGAAUGCUGCUGGAACGGGAGCCCAGGCUCCGGGAGCUGCGUGUCUUUGACCUGCACCUGAGUCCCUGGCUAGAGGAGCUGCAAACAGGGCCUGUGCAGGUGACUGCCAUCCAAGGGGAUGUGACUCAAGCCCACCAGGUGACAGCUGCCGUGGCGGGAUCUCACGUGGUCAUCCACACAGCUGGGCUGGUGGAUGUGUUUGGGAAGGCCAGUCCAAAGACCAUCCACCAAGUGAACGUGCAGGGCACACAGAAUGUGAUUGAGGCUUGUAUACGGACUGGAACUCAGUUCCUGAUCUACACAAGCAGCAUGGAAGUUGUGGGGCCUAAUGUCAAGGGCCACCCCUUCUACAGGGGCAAUGAAGACACCCCAUAUGAGGCAGUCCACAGGCACCCCUAUCCUUGCAGCAAAGCGCUUGCUGAGCAGCUGGUCCUGGAGGCCAAUGGGAGGAAGGUCAACGGAGGGCUACCCCUAGUGACAUGUGCCCUUCGACCCACGGGCAUCUAUGGUGAAGGUCAUCAGAUCAUGAGAGACUUCUACAACCAGGGCCUACGUUUUGGGGGUCGGCUGUUUCGGGCCAUCCCAGCUUCUGUGGAGCACGGUCGGGUGUAUGUUGGCAAUGUGGCUUGGAUGCACGUGCUGGUGGCCCGAGAGCUGGAGCAGCGGGCGGCACUCAUGGGGGGCCAGGUGUACUUCUGCUAUGACAAAUCACCUUAUAAGAGCUAUGAGGACUUCAACAUGGAGUUUCUGGGUCCCUGUGGACUUCGACUGAUAGGCACCCACCCACUGCUGCCCUACUGGCUGCUGGUGCUGCUGGCUACCCUCAAUGCCCUGCUGCAGUGGCUGCUCCGCCCACUGGUGCUGUACACACCCCUGCUGAAUCCCUACACUCUGGCCAUGGCCAACACCACCUUUACUGUCAGUACCAACAAGGCACAGCGCCAUUUUGGCUACAAGCCCCUCUUCUCAUGGGAAGAGAGCAAGGCCCGCACUAUUCUCUGGGUGCAGACCUUGGAGGGUUCAGCCCGGUGAUGGCAGGGCCAGGGACUGGAGGCCACUGUGGUACAUACUCAGGUCCUGAGCCUUCAGAGCCUGGAGGGAGAGACAUGGCUGCCCUCUGACGUGGGAGCUGUGGUGUCUGACUGGGCGGUAUGGACCCUGCCAUUUUACCUACACAGAUCUGAGCCUGGCUGGUAUUCCAGCCUCCAAGUUCUAGGACAGGGUUUGGGAACAGGCCUGUCUUUGGUCCCAACUCACGCAUGCCAGCUGGUCGGCAAAAUUGAUUCCUAAAUGGUCUCAUGACCCCUUCACAUCUCCAGUUUCUCAAGCAGGAAGGGGAAAAGAUCCCAGAGAACUCAUGCUGGUUGGCUUACUCUAGAUGCCAUCUUCAGACCUGGCUUCUGCUACAUCUGGCUCUCCUUAAGGGGUUAUAAUUCCAUGACUUUCUUAAGUGUAUCUCUUUUAGAUAUUUAUGUUUUAAUUUGCUUUAAAGAAAGCUGAAGAAAUCAGUGAUUUUCCAUGUCUUGCCUCUCCAAAUUCAGUUCCUGUGAUAUUGUUAGCUUUUGGCCAAGAAUGUCAACCAUGCUGUAUCUGGCCAAGUCUGGAUUAAAAUCCGUUUCCAAGUCUGUUU